AAUAAAUAUACACAUUCAGAUGUUGUGUCGGGAAUUGGUAACACUGACUAUUACACUCUAAACGGUGUCGCCACGGAGCGGACAAUUCUUUCGGUUUCCCAUAAGUCGUAAACAUGGCUCUGACCGUAACAAAGAAAGCCAAAGGCUCAAGUAGCAAAAAACAAGCCCUUCGUGGUAAGGGCCAAAAAAAGAAAGUAUCCCUAAAGUUUACGAUCGACUGUACGCAUCCUGUGGAGGAUAAUAUUAUGGAUGUAGCCAAUUUUGAGAAAUACCUUCAAGAAAGAAUAAAAGUCAGCGGGAAAACAAACAAUUUUGGAAACAAUGUUACCAUUGAACGUAACAAAAUGAAACUUUCUGUUAAUAGUGAUAUUGAUUUUUCUAAACGAUAUCUCAAAUACUUGACAAAGAAAUAUUUGAAGAAGAACAAAUUGCGUGAUUGGUUACGUGUAGUGUCACAAGAUAAAGAGACCUACGAGUUGCGGUAUUUCCAGAUUAAUAGUCAGGAAGACGACGACGAAGAGGACGCGGAGUAAAAUUUUAUUUUACAAACCAUUGCAGAAAAUUCUGUACAUAUUUCUAAAAAUAAAAUCAUAAAAAAAUUCUAAGAGUUUUAAAUAAAUUAAAAUAUACAUAUAUAUUAAUCAUUAAUCAACUUAAAUAUUUAGGAAGGUUCAUGAAAUUAGCGUAAACAAAAUCGGAUAAGUUUUAUUUUUGAAUCUGUUAAUAAUAAAGUUAUCGAAAACAUUAUA
Messenger RNA from Vespa crabro (European hornet), 749 nucleotides. Its product is annotated as 60S ribosomal protein L22-like. Gene Ontology annotation, biological process: cytoplasmic translation. The record is from RefSeq and is a predicted model, not a curated record. The transcript has 4 exons. Bases 114 to 533 code for a protein of 139 amino acids. NCBI's taxonomy places the organism in Eukaryota, Metazoa, Arthropoda, Insecta, Hymenoptera, Vespidae. Gene Ontology annotation, molecular function: RNA binding; structural constituent of ribosome. Gene Ontology annotation, cellular component: ribosome.